UCGCACGAAGCUUCGGCGGAAGGUUCAAUUGUUAGCCAACCAUUGCGACGAGUGGUUGCGCGUGAUAAACAUUCGCACGAUAGAAGCGCGUGCUUCGUUUCGCGAUCGGUGCGUGCACUGGGGCUAGACUUGUGCGUUCGACGUCGCCUCUAAUCGACGACGAUCAUCGUACGAAACGUGCAGCAAGAUGAAACGCGUGCCUGUAAUCGCGACAGUGACGUGGUGAUUGGUUUCAUCGUUGUUCGCGUUAUAUCGUCGUGAGUAAACCCGUAGUCCGUGUAAACGCAGUGACCGAAGCAGAGAGAAAACACCUUCCCUUUUUUCUUACUACUUCCUUUCUAUCGUUUGCUUGUGAAUACGAAGGAUACUUACGCGAGUAUUGCUGGCUGUGAUCGCAACAAGUGAAAUCUCCAUAGUCUUCCUCCGUCUCCUUCUCCUUUUUUUCUUUUAUUCUUUUGUGUGACUCGACUACAACGAGACUACUCGUGUGCCUGCUGGUUAUCUACUUUGGCGGUCGUGACGCCUCGUCGUACGACCGAGCAACAGAAAAAUUUGGGAUUAUCCGUGCAUCUUUUGCGUUUGGUUCAGUUGACGUACCGUCGACCGGGUAGCGGCCAUGACGGCGGACAGCUUGUUCGAGACUACCAGCAUCCCAGGGCAUCUCGCUCCCACGCCCCAGAGGCUGGAGAGGCUUCUCUCGAAACAGACCCUCGAGGAACUGUACGAGGUCGAGGAACAACCUUUCGCACGAGGCAAAUACGCGGCAGUGAGAAGAUGUCGAGAGAGAUCGAGCGGAAGGCAGUGGGCAGCGAAAUUUCUAAGGAAGAGGAGACGGGCGCAGGAAUUGAGGGCGGAAGCCCUGCACGAAGUCGCGGUGCUGGAUGCCGCGGCCAGCUGUUCUCGUCUGGUGUCCUUGCACGAAGUAUUCGAAACGAACACGGAAAUGGUCCUGGUUUUGGAAUUGGCUCCUGGCGGUGAAUUACAAAUGAUUCUGGACAGAGACGAAGUUCCGGAAGAACGACAAGUUGCCAGAUUACUGAAGCAAAUUUUAGGCGGAAUAGCCUUCCUCCAUUCCCUGAACGUCGCUCAUCUUGACAUUAAGCCUCAAAAUCUGGUCCUGACCGGCGAGUUCCCAGACUGUGACGUGAAGCUUUGCGACUUUGGUAUCUCGCGGUACAUCAGCCAUGGCGCGGACAUACGGGAGAUUCUGGGCACGCCCGAUUACGUUGCCCCAGAAGUGUUGAACUAUGAGCCGAUCAGCCUGGCAACAGACAUGUGGUCCAUCGGAGUUCUGUUGUACGUGUUGCUAACGGGAUGUUCUCCGUUCGGAGGUGACACGAAACAGGAAACGUUCUGCAACAUCAGCCGAUGUCGCCUAGAUUUCCCCGACGAUCUGUUCGAAGACGUGUCCGAGGAAGCGCGCGAUCUCAUGCGCAAGCUAAUGGUCAAGGAUCCAAACGAACGCUUGACCGUCACGGAAUGCCUGCAACACCCAUGGUUCGGCUCGUUCGACGACCCUCAACCACCAUUAUCUUUAUCCAGCCGCCCAGCGUUGGACCAGUCUCCCAUCCAAGAUAAAUCAUCGCAGGAAACGAAAUCAUUCUCCAAAUCUACCACGAGCGCCGAACACCAAACAACGACAGGACCAUCCAUGACCAAGAACGACUCAGAGAAACAAAAAGCGGUGAACGCUUGUCAGGGCAUGGAAACGAAACCCUCGGCAAACAGAGCAAUUUCCUCGCACACGGAGAACAUAUAUACAAAGUCAAAAAUGUCGCCGAAACCCACUAGAUUCGGGCUGAGCUCGGAUCGCAGGGACACUUUUAAGAGGAACAUGGAUUCUCUGGCGCAGAAAUUUUCCGGCACAGAAAUCAUGAUAAUCGAGCCAGUCCCGUCAUCCGGUACCACAGUUUCCUCGAACGUAACAAGCAGUACGCAAAGGAGAGCCACAGCCACGCACACGAUGCCAGCCGGAGAGGUGUUCAAAUGCACACCGGUAUUCAUCCUGGGCGAAGAGCAACAAUGCAGCGACAGUGGCAGCGAUUCCGUUUCAGAAAUAUCGACGGACAGCUCUAGCGACCGAAGCAGUAUUUAUUCAGACGAUUCGUUGGAUUUUAUCUUAUAUGGAAAGAGCCAAGGUAGAGCCACUUUCCCAUUCUCCACUACGGAAGCGCCUUCCGACAGAUGGGAACACAGGCACCAUACGAGGGUUUGGUCGAGAGAGUGCAACGGAGUGGUGAGCAAAGCUCUCAGCCGUUUUUCCUCAGAAACGUCGAACACGAAGUUCAGCAAAGCUACCACGCCGCCAACAGCCCAUGGUAAAGCUGGAUUAGAAGCUCUUCGCGAAAGGGGUGGAAACUUAGUUGUAAUUCGUGAACCUGUAAGAGCUGGCAGAUACACCAGAUACAGCGAAGUACAAUGCGAAUCGGUGCAAGCACGGAUUCGACGAUUUCAGGUUCAUGGAGCUUCGUAGAUGAGUAAGCGCGUGAUCUAUCCGUAAAGGACUUUCUCGAGCAGCUUCAGAGUCCUGGGUCCUCGAUGGACAGCAACAGGAUCCUUUGUAUAUAUUACGUUACGGUGUACAGUAAAUGUAGUUUCAAGAACGCGUUGCGAGACAUCGAUAGUCGAAGAAAUACGCUGCAAAAAAACAGAAAGCUAUGGGAUAACUGUAAAUAUUACAACGAGAAGAUUUGCGGGUACCGAUCGCUCGUGACGCAUGUUGUAUAUAAAUUCGGACGACCGAGAUUCUACGAGAGAGCGGCGGUCGACCGGACCACGUUACUCGAGUUUCGAAGGUUUUAUCGUACAUAACGCAAGAGUAAAAAGAAGAGCUUAUUAGUUGAUUGUGGUACGGUGGUUUAUGGAAGUAUUUGAGCACUUCUAGAAUCUUUUUACGAAUUUACUAUGUACGGGUUAUAUGACACAUUGUGAAAUUUUCUUAGAACUGCGACGAGACACGGUUUUCGUGGUCGAAUUGCUAAUAUAAUUGGAAUACUCGUAUUCCAUUUUAUAGUACUAUCGAAAUUUCGAAAAAUCGUAUAACAUAUAUAGUAAAUUCAUAGAAAUUUUCUACACCGAGUACUCAAAUAAUUGUAUAAAUUAUUGCAUGUAGAUUGGAUUCAAGGUGGCAGCAGGAGUUUCAAGCGAAACGUAUCGACAGCUCGUUGUCUGCCAUUACCGAUAGACUGACCGGCCGUCCCUUCAAACUGUGAGAUAGAAAAAAGAAAAAAAAAGAAAAAAAGAAAAACGCGAGUUACGCGUUCGAUGCAUCGAGUUGCUCGCGAUACGAAAGUGGAAGACUGGUUCAUCUCGUUUCGUUUUCUGUGGUCUCGACUCUCCUCUCAACAACGUUUCACGCGAGGUCGACACUUGCGAUAGUUACGCAACUGGAUAAAUGUCAGGCAUAUGUCAGACUUUGUUCGGAAUUCUAGUGUAACAGCGUACGUGUAUAAAGUAAAAUGGCGCGCGAGCAGCUCGAUGCUGAGCGGCGAGUUUGCCCAACCUAGCCAUAAUAUUAUUAGUCGCUAUAUAGAUCGUCGUGAUAACAGUAACUCGAAUUACCUGGAGCUCCGUUCCACGGAUCUCGCUAAAAUUUCAAUCCGAUAACUUGGGUGCCUUUACCGUAUACGUUUUAAGAGAAGUCGUGUCCCAGUCGCUUAAGCCAUUAAUGACCAAGCACAAUAAAUAGAACAGUAAAGGUAACAUAUAUAAAAAUCUAUUAGAUCCAUGGUAUUCGCUAUCGUAUUCACUAGACUGUGGAUUUUUAUGCUUUUAUGGGAAAUUGAAUUCUUAGAGGCUAUCGUAGAUGAAGGCUUACCAUGGUACAUUUUUUGCAAAUAAAGAUACUGACAAAAAUAACGAAGUGGGAUUAAAUGUGUUCUUACUUUUAAAUUUGAAAGUUUUUGAAUUUAAAAAGUAGAAUUGAUAAUAAAAAGGUUAUUGGUUGCUAUUGUUACAAGUAAUAACAUUGCUUUGUUAUUUAUUAUACAGAACAGUAAGAUUAAAAGAAAAUUUCACUCGCGAUAGCCUCCAGAGUAAAAGAUGCAAAGAUACGUAGAAUUCACACAAUGGGCAAAAGUGUAUAAAACAUGCAAGAUAUCGUACUCGUUCGAAUAUUUAGAAAGUAAUACAAUUCUCCACCUAUGCCAUCAUUUUUUUCAUUCUGUCGAGAAAAAUAUGAAUCUGCAUAAACAUCCACCGUCUGGGAUACAAUUCCAUAAUGUAAAUUGAAAAGAAAAAAAGAAAUUGCAACGCUGGCUCUUGAUGGGUUAAGUCGUCUAGCGUAAACGAAGCAUACGCGUGCAUGUAGAUAUAGAAAUGUACGAGAUACACGGGGUAGAAUCUCGCGUAUGAAUAUUUCUGCGUGUACAGGCAGUGAGCUGUACGCGACUGAUCGCAAGCAUUAACCGCACACUCGUAGUGCCUGCUUUUGUUUGUCCCGUUCGUAGUAGCGUAUCUCUCUCCGCGGAAAUACGGCUCGUUGCGCCGGAAGAAAAAUGAACGCGUGCACGACGGAAGAGCGUGGUGAGAGAACGAAUCGAUGCUUCCAAGAAGAGUCGGGUGAACGAGUCAAAGAAAUCUCUCUCCAGUCUGAAUAGAGUGCCUUAGUCGUACGGACGAUUUAAUCAAUCGUACCGACGAUCGAUCGAAAUUGAGAGCCUAAACUAGCUUUAGGCGUCUCCAAUUCUUCUCGUUGGAUCGAUAUCGUCUCUCGAGGGAGAUCGGUGCCUCGUAUCACAACGACCUGCCCUGCUAAAUAUCGCGCUGCAACACUCAAAAAUGAACCUGUUAGCUGAGUUACGUUUAACCAAAUGCUCCUAGAAUCCUGAAGUUAAAUAUACGCGUGGGCUUACGAUUGCUUAAAAACCAAUCACCGCUUGUAUUAAUAAUUCUCCUGUUUAGUCCGUAAAGUGACAUUAGAAAAUCAGAAAAUCGACGAACAUGAUCCAGUUUUUUGAACCAUGGCAUGUUAAAACGCUACGUCAGAAAAUGACGUGAGAGUGAUAAAAUUAACAAAGAUAAGCUCAUCGUGCUCCUUCUGUGAUCUUUCGAAUGAUAAACGACGCGAAUGAUAUAUUUAUUCUUAAGUAAAAUGAAACAACACGUAAAGGGAUAGGAGAUUUCUAGAUGGAGAAAAAUUACGUUUUCGAGUUCCUUCUUCGGUUAACAGGUUGACGUUUGAAGAAGCUUUUCCUUCUGCCUCUUUUCUUCUCCUAUUACACAUCUAGGAUCUGUCGCAUCUCAAUGACUCAAGAUACAUCGCGAAACUACUGCCGUUAGUACUAAAUGAGUCUUUUAGCCAUUGAAAUACGUAUCCAGGGCGAGUUUCGUUGCGAGAAAUGAAACGAUCGAUAGCUCUCGUCGAGCGAAAUCCCGAUUUUUUCAAUUCUGCGCAAGUUGGCGAGUAUGAAACGCAUAAAUGUAUAAUGUAUACAUAUCUACGUAGACGAAGUACGAGGACGAACGCUGAAAAAAAUCUCGUGGAGCUUCCACUUCCGUGGUAGAAGGGAACGUUCCGUAAAUACUAGUCAUAUAGUUGCUCGUGCUUUUGUUCGAAUUCGUUCGUUUCCCUCUGACUAGCCGCUUGAAAUCGCGGUAAAAUUCUCAACGUACAGUGCCUUUAGAAACAUUAACACAGGGAUGGAGGAACGAGAACGUUCGAGCAGGAGGGACGAGCACACGAUCGAAAUGACGAGAAUCGCGCGUCGAUGUCGAAACAACCAUCCGACGAAGCAGCAGCCUAUAGAAAAUCGAAAAUGCGUUUGGAAUCGCGAUCGACCGAAUCGCUUUGCGUCGUUGUUUCGUGUAACCGAGUUCCUCGUAGAUCGAGGAAUCGAAUCUUUCCCGACUUCGCGAAUAUUGUUAAUAGACUGCGGAUUUUUAUACGUUUAUGACAAGUUUAACGCUUGAUCCAAUUGUCUUUCUCGCUUCCCCUUCCUAUACAUACUUUCACAUAUCUUCCUUCCUCUUAGAUCGUAAAAUAUUUUAUUCGCGAAAGAUGUGAAAUAUACGAAAUAUUACAAAUAAAUAUUUAAACGCUAUCUAUAUAUUUUAUGUAUUGAAUUAUAAUUUUUAAUAGAAAAAGAAAAAAGGCCACCAAUAUAUCGUACUUGUUAUAUAAUAUUUAAUGCACGAGACAAAUCCCUGCUACGAUUCCAACAUUCUCCAUCUCUUCGUAAAGUUAUAAACUUGUAUAAAUAUCCGCAGCCUAAUUAUUAUCGCGGUGUGAGGCGUUCGUCCUUUGAAGUUCCGAAACGCACACUAUCGAGAUACGCGAACGUACGACACGAGACACGGGGAAUAUCUGACGUCUGACACGAAUAUAUAUAAUAUCUUGUCGUAGAGUAUGAACACAAUGAGCAAAUGAAAGAGCGUGAGAGUGCGUGUUGCGUGAUUUCACGAUUGCCUCUGAGAAUCAAAGAAAAUCAUAGAGACCUGUAAUAUAGUUUUGCUACGAUGAUAGAGAAAAAGGGCGUGCAUUCGAAGCGAGCCGGUUUGCCAUUUCUCGGGGCCAAUGCGUUGUUAUUUAUUUCCGUCUACUUUUCUGUCCGAUAUCGUAUUUAAUUAUCCCGCGUGUCGCGUUUUAUUCUCGUGGCUUUUUAGUCCGAUCGUUGGCCCUCGCAGAAGGGCGUACCGUUCCUCUACCCUUUCACUCGGGCGCGCCUUGUUCUCUGAUCUAAUCGAUUUAUCAAUAUUAUUAUUAUUAUUAUUAUUAUUAUUAUUAUUAUUAUUAUUAUUAUUAUUAUUAUUAUUAUUAUUAUUAAUUAUUAUUAUUAUUAUUAUUAUUAUCAUUACAAUUAUUAUUAAUAUUAUUAUUACUACUAUUGCUAUUAUUAUUGCUAUUAUUAUUAUUACACUAUUAUUGUAAUGUUAUUAAUUUCGAGGUCAAUUAUGAUGAGAAGUAUCGCGCAUGUAGAUGCUAUUAAGAUCUUCUGUAAAUAUUUCUCUGUCAUUGUAUUAAUUUUAAUAACAUGCGAAAUAAAUCAUUCGUUCAAAUCA
Molecule: messenger RNA, 6999 nt
Organism: Bombus terrestris (buff-tailed bumblebee)
Lineage: Eukaryota; Metazoa; Arthropoda; Insecta; Hymenoptera; Apidae
Gene: Drak
Product: serine/threonine-protein kinase 17B
Exons: 6
Coding region: 617-2473 (618 amino acids)
Biological process (GO): positive regulation of apoptotic process; intracellular signal transduction; protein phosphorylation
Cellular component (GO): nucleus
Molecular function (GO): ATP binding; protein serine/threonine kinase activity
Source: RefSeq, a predicted model, not a curated record